This is a messenger RNA of Mytilus trossulus (common blue mussel), 2877 nucleotides long. Its product is annotated as homeotic protein proboscipedia-like. The coding region runs from base 138 to 2249 and encodes 703 amino acids. The record is from RefSeq and is a predicted model, not a curated record. Gene Ontology annotation, molecular function: DNA-binding transcription factor activity, RNA polymerase II-specific; RNA polymerase II cis-regulatory region sequence-specific DNA binding. NCBI's taxonomy places the organism in Eukaryota, Metazoa, Mollusca, Bivalvia, Mytilida, Mytilidae. The transcript is spliced from 2 exons. Gene Ontology annotation, biological process: regulation of transcription by RNA polymerase II. Gene Ontology annotation, cellular component: nucleus.
UCAUUCUGAAACGUCCAUCUCAUACAUAGAUUUUAAUGCAUAGUUGGUAAAGUGUCACCUGGUCGAGAAUAUAUUAGUUAAACAUGUGAAAUUAUAAGAUAAAAAACAAUUUGUGAAAAAAAUUGUAAAAAUUUCAAAUGACCAUGGACGAAGGAAGAGAGUCUGGCUUUAUUAACAGCCAACCUAGUAUUGCAGAAUUUAUGACUUCGGUGCCACUUAUCAAUGAUGCUUUACAAGCACCAUCAAUCAUUUCGAGCGACGGCAUGCGAUCAUACUGCCAAUCUUUCACUGCUUCGCAGCAACCGACCCAGGACAUUGGAGGCGACCCUGGGGCAAGGGAUUCGGGAUUAUCGAUGAAAUUUCCUGACUAUGCCUGGAUGAAAGAAAAGAAACCUGUCCGGAAAGGAGUCGCACCUGACCAAACCGAGCUAGAUUAUAUGACAACAGGUUCCCUGGGUAAUGGCAGUACCCCUGCUAGUAACGCCGGUUCUGGGAGUGGGGCAGGUGGAGGGACACGUCGUCUACGUACAGCUUACACGAACACACAAUUACUUGAACUCGAGAAGGAAUUUCAUUUCAAUAAAUAUUUAUGUCGUCCAAGAAGAAUUGAAAUCGCCGCAUCUUUGGAUUUGACUGAGAGACAGGUAAAAGUCUGGUUUCAAAAUCGCCGAAUGAAAUAUAAGAGACAGUCGCAAUCUCAAAGACCUAAAUCUGAUUCAGACGAAGGUUUUCAGUUAGAGUGUAAUCUAGAAAGUCCAACUUCAUCUGAGGAAAGUUGUGAAAGAAUAGACAACGGUGAAGCUAAACAUGAAAUGAAUGGAGAAACAUCAAACGUUUUAUCAAAGAAACAGAAUACAAAAACAAUCUCUGAUGGGCAAACGACUGACACGCCCAAUGAUGAUGAGGAAAACAGACUCUCUCAAAACAAAAAUAACAUUCUCGAUCUAACAAAAAUAGAUAAAACUGGCAUCUCGCAUGACAUGGCGAAAGAGAACGCCGUUAAUGAUGCGGAGAUAUGCACAGAUGUCGUGGUUUCACAGGGAAUUCCCGAAUGUAAUAGCAAUCAGGAAUUAUUACGCUUGGAAAAUAAACAAAGUAUAGAAAACCAAUCUCCUCUACAAACAUUUGUUAGUAAUGUUAGCCAGAUGAAUUCUAAAGCAUCACCUUCUGAUAGCUUGUCUCUAAACGAUGUACCGUCCGUCCCCGAUUUACCUGAUAUCACAAGCUCGCCAAGGGAUAAUAACAAUACAAUUCAUUCAAAUUUCAAAACGGAAAAACUUGAUUCGGAAUCUGUCUCAUAUUUCUCCUUAUCUUCUCCUUCUACGUCAUCAUCUGCUAUUCCCGCUUCAUCUAGUCCAUCGCUUUCGACCGGAAGUGCUCAUGAAUUUACUUCCGGUCCCGUCGUUUCGAGUGAUCUUGAGGUUAUGAAAGCAGCAUCUGAAAUAGUUAGUUCAAAAGAAAAAAGAGAACAACCAAAUGAAUUUUACAAUAGUAAAUAUCGCCAAAAUUCUAUGUACACAGGGCAUAAUGGGUACAGCUAUCCUGCAAUGAAAAUGGCAAAUGGUCAAAAUGGUGAAUUAUGGAGAAAUGCAAAUAGUCUUUACAACUCCGAAUUGUAUCAAGGUAGACCUCAGGCUGUUGCUUAUGGUGGACGACAAUAUUCUGGAGAUUAUGGCGCAGGCCAAAAUAGCACGAAUACGAAUGGUGUUCGCAACUUGAACCCUUCAUGGAACGUUUACAAUACAAAUGGAUACAGUGGUGAUGCUUUCAGUCAAAAUCAUGCGCAGUUCAGAAAUUUGUAUCAGCAGCAGAGAAUGGAUUUACAAAUGGAUUCUGACAAUUUUACAGCAGCCAAUUUAUCGAGAUACAACUUUGGAAACUCCACCGAGACAAUUAACAACCAAUCAAUGGAGAGAAGAUUUAAUUCGCCUUAUAUGGGCAAAUCGUCUACUUAUCCCCAGCAGACGACCCGAAUAGACCAACAUUCAUCAAAUUCCAUUUACAGUGGCAAUUACAUGGACAGUUAUUCACCCGGUGUCAAUACGGUAAUGAACUCAUCAGUAUGCCAUAGACAACUCUCUAACAAUACAUCCAUCCGGAACAUCUCUAGCCCUAGCAAUAAAGACAGUGAAUUAAUACAAGAACAAUAUAAUGGUGGAUCUCCCUAUAAUGACGUCUCAUCGUCUGACUUUACUAGCAUAUUUAGCGAGUAUUUUAAUUCUCAACAGCCGGAAUACCAAGCGAUUUGAGUUAUAAAAAUCUCAUAAGACGAGAAUCUGAUAAUUUUUAUUGGCUGUAACUAUUGAAAGUAACAAAGCAAUUUAUUACUAAAAGAACAUAUCGGUAUUUUAAGGGCAUUGAUUCUCAACUCGCUGUUACUUUUAUUGGCCGACGGAAGAAAACGGGUAAAUAAGAGUGUCCAUAAAAGGUGUGAUUACAGCAGUGAUAUAUAGAAAAGUUAUAUGUUUAUUGUAGUUAUUCUGCUCAGUUUUAUUUAAUUCGAUGUUUUAUUGUUAUUUUGUUAGGGGUUUUAUGUGAAUUUUAUGUAUAUUAUGGAUUUUAUAUAAAAGGGAACUUUGAGUGAUUUUUAAUUGCCCUCUCAUGGAUGUUUAAAUUUGUGCAUCAAGGCUUUUUGCUUAAAUGAUAAAGAAAAUUCAAUAAUGGCAAUUGUCGGAAUCCAACAACAUGGUCAAAUAAACAGCCUUUUCUGUUAUAAUUUAGGUUGAAAAAAUGAUGAUCAAAGGGAACUGGACGACAUAUAAGAACUGCAAGAAAUUAACCAUUUCUACAAAAUCAAACGCUUCAGAUUAUAAGUUUGAUUUCCUUUCCAUAGCUUAACAGAAAAUCUUGUUUCGUCAUGUCAAACUUCAUAUUUAA